CAUUCAAAGCCCAAGCUAAAUUAAAAAUUUUAUUUUAAAAAUAUAGAUAUAAAGUAGAAUUUUCCACGUCAUAAUCCUCUUGGCAAAAUCGAAACAUGACUCUUCUGUGCACGUCAUCCUCUCCCUAUUGUGAGCUGAUAGCUCACCCGUGCCGCGCGUAAAAAUCAGCGGAAAUUGUCAAAACUUCCAACAACACACAUAGUCACACACCAGUCAUCAGAAGAGUCCUUCUGGUGGUAAGACUUCUACCAUUAUUACUCCAAGUCGCUUCUUCUUCCUCUAAGCUCCACCGAAAUUUCUCCAGCUCCAUUAAUUGACCGCAAAACUUCUUCUUCUUCUUGUAUUAAUUACCACCACCUUUAUGGCUCUGUGUUCCACCGACACACUCAGAGCUACUUCCUGCAGGGAUGGCAAAGCGGCGGCCCACCUCAAAGUCAUCUCGAUUUUCGCGAUUUUCAUCACCAGCGUCGUCGGCAUAACCUUGCCGGUCUUCCUGGCUCGAUUGUUCCAAGGGAAGCCCGUAUACGACAAGGCGGUGCUGCUAAUCAAGUGUUUCGCCGCCGGUGUAAUCUUGUCUACUUCGCUGGUGCACGUGUUGCCCGAUGCAUUCGAUGCCCUUGCCGAUUGCCAGGUGGCCUCACAUCAUCCCUGGAAGGAUUUCCCCUUUUCCGGUCUGAUUACGUUAAUCGGUGUCUUGACGGCGUUGUUCGUUGACUUGACGGCGAGUUCGCAUGUGGAGGGGCACGGGCAUGGCCACGGACAUGGACACGGUAAUGCGCAGAAGAAGCUGAAGAGUUCGGGGUACACGCGAUUGACGCCGAUUGGGAGCGGGGAGGAAGCGGUGGAGAAGAAAUCGGUGGAGCCGGCGGCGGUGGAGGUGGGGCUUGUGGGGGCGGAUAUUGAGGCGGCACAGACGGAAGAAAUGGUGAAAUUGAAACAGAAAUUGGUGUCACAAGUGUUGGAAAUUGGGAUAAUUUUUCAUUCGGUGAUCAUUGGGGUAACAAUGGGGAUGUCUCAGAACAAAUGCACUAUUAAACCGCUGGUUGCCGCCUUGUCGUUUCAUCAGAUUUUUGAAGGAAUGGGACUUGGAGGUUGUAUUGCUCAGAUUUCUGCGGAAUUCCUUGAGCCAAGCUAGGCAUUAUGCCGAAAUGGAAUGAAUAUGCAAAUGGAAAGUUACAGAACAUCUGGUUCCUGCGAGGGCAUCUUGUAGAAAUUAUGCCAAACAUAACAAAUCUAUGGAUUUAUCUUUGGAAGGAACUAGGAAGGAGUUCCACUCUAGAGUAGCUUGUAGGACAAACCUUCGGCGUUUCAGUUUUAAUGUCAAUGCAAAUGGCUGGAAUUGCCAUUGAUUAUUUAACUGCCGUUUCCUUCCCCUGCGUCCGACUUUGCUCAUUCCUUGCUCUUGUCAAGAAUCUAAUAUUUGGCAGAAUCUUGUGUCUACUGAAUGGAAUAUGUCUUUCAUAGUCAAAGCUAAUGAAUUUGUAGGGGAUCCUCACACACUUCUUUUGUUCAUUCUAAAAACUAUCUCUGAGUGCCACCUAAAGGUUGUAGUUUCCAAUUGUAAAUUCAAUCUAUGACCAGAUCAUUCAAGUAUUUCUGCUGGAUCAUUUGAAAAGUUCCUUCGUGUAAUGUUUAUGACAUCACUCACUGCUUCUUUUUUCUUUUCAUCAAUAGUAGACAGCUUUUCUUCAAGGGGAAGUUUAUUUCCAUUACUCAGAUAUAUCGUAAUAAAGUUAUUGGAGCAUUUGCAAGGUGCCAACUUUUGUGUGCCUUUUCUGAUACUAAAUUAAGGCUAACUCUUUACGUCGUUUUCCUGACAUUACUGCUAUAUAUACCUCUAGAUUCCUUAUAAUCAUCAAAUUUCUCAUAGCUCUCAAAAUUCCAAGAUGAUUUCAUUGAUCAUGUUGUUAGAAUAAGAUAUUCAUACUUCCAAAUAAGAUGACUACAUCUAGUGCUUCACCAGUGUAGAUUGUUUCCUUUCUGUGAGGUAUUUUUCCCUGGUAUUUGAGCCUGUUUGAUCUGGACAAAAUAAGUGAACAAGUCUAAUUGUUGUCAUGCAGGCAGGAUUUAGCAUUGGAACGACGGCCUACAUGUGCUUCAUGUUUUCAGUGACAACGCCGCUGGGAAUAGUUCUAGGAAUGAUUAUGUUUGGGAUAACAGGAUACGACGAUAGUAGUCCAAACGCAUUGAUUAUGGAAGGGCUGUUGGGGUCGCUGUCUUCUGGGAUUCUGAUUUACAUGGCUCUGGUUGAUCUUAUUGCUCUGGAUUUCUUCCACAACAAAUUGAUGAAUUCUGAACAAUUCUUAAAAAAGGCAUCUUUUAUUGCCCUUGUUCUUGGCUCUACCUCGAUGUCUAUCUUAGCCAUCUGGGCUUAAAAAACCUAGAGCGAAAAAAUACUUAAGCAUUGUGACAUGUAAAAUGUAUAUCAUAUCUUUUAAUGAGAAUCAAAUGGUUUUAAACCAUUAGCUACCUUUCUAAAUUGUUAUUGCAAAUCCAACAAGGAAAACAUAAGGAAAAAGAAAGCAACCAGGAAACGGGUCUUAGUCACAUUAGGGAAGAAAAGUCCAGAAAGUAAGUCUUGAUACUUUAGGAUAGUGAUCGACUAUCAGUCAUCACAGGAUGCGAAAGUGGGAUUUGAAGUGGAAUUUCGCAGAAACUAUUUUCCUUUUG
Molecule: messenger RNA, 2670 nt
Organism: Oldenlandia corymbosa var. corymbosa
Lineage: Eukaryota; Viridiplantae; Streptophyta; Magnoliopsida; Gentianales; Rubiaceae
Source: the annotation of a GenBank genome assembly